Lasiosphaeria miniovina is the source of this 744-nucleotide messenger RNA. RefSeq names its product GrpE-domain-containing protein. Gene Ontology annotation, molecular function: adenyl-nucleotide exchange factor activity; protein homodimerization activity; protein-folding chaperone binding. The coding region runs from base 1 to 744 and encodes 247 amino acids. Gene Ontology annotation, biological process: protein import into mitochondrial matrix; protein folding. The record is from RefSeq and is a predicted model, not a curated record. The transcript is spliced from 2 exons. Gene Ontology annotation, cellular component: PAM complex, Tim23 associated import motor. Lineage: Eukaryota; Fungi; Ascomycota; Sordariomycetes; Sordariales; Lasiosphaeriaceae.
AUGCUACGACAGACUCUCUCGACGCCAUCAAGGGCAAUUGGCUCCAGCCUCAGACUAGCAGCUCAAAGACCAGUAGCGCGGCCGCAAUUCUACCGCGCCCCGUUAGCAGCCACCCGCUCAGUCGCCCCCAUUGCUCUACAGCGGGCGAGGUGGUACAGCUCCGAGGCCGAGCCCUCCAAGGACGCCGAUGUCAAGGAUGCCUCCAAGGCCGAGGAGUCGGCAAAGUCGGAGACUGACAGCGUCGAAUCUACGUUAAGGAAACAGCUCGAGGCCAAGGAUGUCGAGGCGCGGGAUUGGAAGGACAAGUUCCUGCGCUCCGUGGCCGACUUCCGCAACCUGCAGGAGCGGACGGCGCGCGACAUGAAGGCGGCGCGCGACUUUGCUAUCCAGAAGUUCGCCAAGGACCUGGUGGACAGCGUCGACAACUUCGACCGCGCCCUGGCCAUGGUGCCCGAGGACAAGCUCAAGGCCGAGGAGCAGACGGAGCAACUGCGCGACCUGGUCAACCUGUACGAGGGCCUGCGCAUGACCGAGAGCAUCCUGCUCGAGACGCUCAAGAAGCACGGCCUCGAGCGCUUCGACCCCCACGGCGAGAAGUUCAACCCCAACGAGCAUGAGGCUACCUUCAUGACCCCCAUGGCCGACAAGGACGAGAACACCGUCAUCCACACCCAGCAGAAGGGCUUCAGGCUCAACGGCCGCAUCCUGCGCCCCGCCAAGGUCGGCGUGGUCAAGAACAAAUAG